ACUGAGGCAGCACAUCCGCAGCCCACCCCGUCUCUCACAGGCACAAUUUACCUGCAUGUUCCCCAAAUACGCCGUCGCUCAGUGAAGAGAUGGGUCUUUUCCAGCCGGAGGUCAGUCUGCCGGUGAUCGUCUCGCACGUCUGCAGGAUGAGGACUGCCUGGCUGCUGCUUGUCGCCGGGCUGUGUGCGUUCGGAGUCACGUCUUCGCUGAAAAUCUGCGCUUUCAAUGUUCAGAGUUUUGGUGAAUCAAAGGCAAACAACAAGAGGGUCAUGGGUGUCCUACUAAAGAUUCUCUCUCGGUGCGACUUGUGCCUCAUUCAGGAAGUCCGAGACUCUAAAGGAGAAGCAAUACCAGCUUUGGUGAAGGAUCUCAACAGAUUUGACAAAUCCAACUCCUAUUCCUAUGUGGAAAGUGAAAGACUUGGGAGGAAGAGCUACAAAGAGCAAUAUGUCUACAUUUACAGGAAUAAUAUGCUAAAGGUCAGGGAGCACUUCCAACAUCCUAAACUGGAGGGAGAGGGAACCACUGAGACAGACGUUUUCUCCAGAGAGCCUUUUGUCAUCCGUGUUCACUCCCCCACCACAUUGGUGAAGGACUUUGUCUUGAUUGGGCAACACACGUGUCCCAAAACAGCCAUGAAGGAGAUUGAUGAGCUGCACAGCGUCGUCAAACGGGUUCGCAACAGGUGGAAAACUGACAAUGUGAUCAUCUUGGGGGACCUCAAUGCCGGCUGCAGCUACGUCACCAUUAAAGGGUGGAAAUCCGUGCGCCUGAGGAACGACCCCAAAUUUCAUUGGCUAAUUGGAGACGAGCAAGACACGACGGUCAGAGAGAAGACGCGGUGCGCCUACGACAGGAUCAUUGUGCACGGACGGGAGAUUAUUUCCGGAGUGGUUCCUGGUUCAGCUCAAGCAUUUAACUUUAAGGAGAAUUUCCAUCUCACAGAGCAAGAGGCUCUUCAAGUGAGUGACCACUUUCCUGUGGAAGUUGAUCUGAAGCCCACUCACCGCUACCUCCUCCGGAACGAGCUGUAGAUCACCGCAGAGGAGCUUUACCAAUGAAUCUUUUAGGUUAAAACUGUAAUUUCUGCUCUGUUUUAUUUAUUUUUUAGAUUAAAGCAAAACAAUGAACAGAAA
This is a messenger RNA of Fundulus heteroclitus (mummichog), 1136 nucleotides long. RefSeq names its product deoxyribonuclease I-like 1-like (gene dnase1l1l). Gene Ontology annotation, cellular component: nucleus. The record is from RefSeq and is a predicted model, not a curated record. The transcript is spliced from 8 exons. Gene Ontology annotation, molecular function: DNA nuclease activity. NCBI's taxonomy places the organism in Eukaryota, Metazoa, Chordata, Actinopteri, Cyprinodontiformes, Fundulidae. Bases 90 to 1034 code for a protein of 314 amino acids. Gene Ontology annotation, biological process: DNA catabolic process.